UUUUUUUGAAGGAAUUACAAUUACUCCGUAGUUUAGAAAAAAAAAGAACUCAUUCUAGAGUCGGACCGGCUGUUACUGUGACGGGACCGGCUCAAUUAGUCCGGAACAUAGGGACUGAGUGAGAGUCGAGAUAGAGAGUUGCGGGAGACAGGCGGCGACUGAGAAAAGGGGGGGAAACCACCGCAAAAUCCUAUCAAUCUCCGAAUCUCAAACUCUCCGGCGAUGUACGGAGGAGAUGAAGUUUCGGCCAUUGUCGUAGACCUGGGUUCCAUAACUUGCAAAGCUGGUUAUGCCGGAGAAGAUGCUCCUAAAGCCGUUUUUCCUUCUAUUGUCGGAUCAAUUGAUCAAAUGGAAGUUGAUAAUCCUGACAAUCCAGAUAAUAAUUCUGGCCCACUCCCGGACUCUAAAUCCAAGGGUAAGCGCAAACUGUAUGUAGGAUCUCAAGCCUUAGGUUUCCGUCGGGAUCACAUGGAGGCAAUAUCACCUAUUAAGGAUGGAGUAGUAGCUGAUUGGGAAAUUGUUGAUAACAUAUGGGACCAUGCCUUCAGGGAGUGCUUACUCAUUGAUCCGAAAGAGCAUCCCAUGCUGCUAGCGGAGCCAUGUUCCAAUACUCAACAACAGAGAGAAAAGGCAGCUGAGCUUAUGUUUGAAAAAUACCAAGUACCUGCCUUGUUUCUGGCCAAAAAUGCGGUUUUGACAUCCUUUGCAUCAGGACGUGCCACUUCCUUGGUCGUAGAUAGCGGUGGAGGAUCAACUACUAUUGCUCCUGUACAUGAUGGAUAUGUUCUUCAGAAGGCUGUCUGCACUUCUCCUAUAGGAGGAGACAUGCUUACUGAAAGCUUGAUGAAAAGUUUGGAGCAAAAGGGUGUCUUUAUAAAACCUCGAUAUUCUUUCAAAAGAAAAGAAAUCAGACCGGGAGAAUUUCAGAUAGUGGAUCUUGAUUUUCCCAAUACAACAGAAAGUUACAAAUUAUUUUGCCAGAAAGUUAUUGCCAGUGACAUCAAAGAAUGCGUGUGCCGGGCCCCAGAUACUCCAUAUGAUGAUAGUUCUUACUCAAAUAUUCCGAUGACGUCUUACGAGCUCCCUGAUGGACAGACUAUAGAAAUUGGAGCAGACAGAUUUAAGAUUCCUGACAUCUUAUUUAAUCCCUCUCUGGUUCAGACCAUCCCCGGUAUGGAAAGUUUUUCAGAGACUGCAGGUUCCCUCCGUGGGCUGCCACAAAUGGUCAUUGAGAGUAUAAACAAGUGCGACGUGGACAUUAGAAGAGAACUCUAUAGCAGUAUAUUGCUUGCUGGGGGAACAGCAUCGAUGCAACAACUGAAAGAACGCCUGGAGAAAGACUUACUUGAGGAUUCCCCACAAGCUGCAAGAGUCAAAGUACUUGCAAGUGGAAAUGCAACAGAAAGGAGGUUCAGUGUCUGGAUAGGGGGCAGCAUACUGGCAUCACUUGGUUCUUUUCAGCAGAUGUGGUUUUCGAAGUCCGAGUACGAAGAGCACGGAGCUUCAUAUGUUCAAAGGAAAUGCCCCUAAUUCGCCCCCCCGUGAAUGCUAUUCCGCAUGAGAUCUUUUGUUUGUGUGAUGAGUAAACUCCUUGUACUAUUUUUCAAGAGUAAGAAGUUUAAUGUCUUUUUUAAUUCAAUCUUAAUUAUUUAGAGGUGGAAUAUUAUAAAUAGAAUGACCUUUUUAACAUUCAUUGGCAAUGAAUGCCAUACUAACAUGGUAUGAUCUUAGGAAUUCAUCUCUAGCUACUACUUGAUUGCGAACGAAUGCUUUCAUUAGUGUUUAACAUUUUGAAGAAAAAAGUGCGGCAGUGUGGGAGUUGAACUGGUCCAAGG
Cuscuta campestris is the source of this 1835-nucleotide messenger RNA. The record is from the annotation of a GenBank genome assembly. NCBI's taxonomy places the organism in Eukaryota, Viridiplantae, Streptophyta, Magnoliopsida, Solanales, Convolvulaceae.